Molecule: messenger RNA, 294 nt
Organism: Lipotes vexillifer (Yangtze River dolphin)
Lineage: Eukaryota; Metazoa; Chordata; Mammalia; Artiodactyla; Lipotidae
Gene: SMAGP
Product: small cell adhesion glycoprotein
Exons: 3
Coding region: 1-294 (97 amino acids)
Source: RefSeq, a predicted model, not a curated record
AUGACUAGCCUCCCAACCACGCCUUCUCCAGGAGAAGAACUGAUGGCCACCCCAAUCCUACAGGCCACUGAGGCCCUGUCCCCAGAAGCUGAAGCCAGCACAGCACUCAUUGCAGUUGUUAUCACAGUGGUCUUCCUCACCCUGCUCUCAGUCGUGAUCUUGAUCUUCUUUUACCUGUACAAGAACAAAGGCAGCUACGUCACCUACGAACCUGCAGAAGGCGAGCCCGGCGCCGUCCUCCAGAUGGAGAGCAACUCAGCCAAGGGCAGGGAGAAGGAGGAAUAUUUCAUCUGA